Wasmannia auropunctata (little fire ant) is the source of this 1546-nucleotide messenger RNA. It is a transcript of the gene sicily, whose product is annotated as NADH dehydrogenase (ubiquinone) complex I, assembly factor 6. Bases 211 to 1113 code for a protein of 300 amino acids. Gene Ontology annotation, biological process: biosynthetic process; mitochondrial respiratory chain complex I assembly. Gene Ontology annotation, cellular component: mitochondrion. The record is from RefSeq and is a predicted model, not a curated record. Lineage: Eukaryota; Metazoa; Arthropoda; Insecta; Hymenoptera; Formicidae. The transcript has 5 exons.
GAUCCAAUUCUUCAGAGGGCGAUAGUGCGCGAGGGCAUUUUAGCGUUACAGUCAAAAGGCCGCUCUCGGAUCCUUUCUGUUUAUAGGUUAUUCUUCUCGCGAGUGUUUUUAUUUGAAAUUUUUUUAUAUAGCGAAUUGUAACAAAAUGUUACGUCACGACAAACAAUUGUAACACUCGAUGUCGUUCCCGCCGGGUUAAUCGCCAAAAAAAUGAAUAAAUUAUCAAUUAUUGUGCGAUCGCAGCUGCGACGCAUGAACACAUCUGGUGUUAGACAAAAACAAACUCCGACCGAGUAUUGUUUGCAGCUGGUUAGGAAGAGCGAUUAUGAGAACUUUUUAUGUACGCUAUUACUACCAAGCAGUAUUAAAUCGGCGGCAUUUGCUGUACGCGCGUUUAACGUCGAAGUGGCGCAGGUGGAGGAUCAAGUGAGCGACAGCAGGAUAGGUGCUAUGCGACUGCGGUUCUGGACGGACGCUCUGAACGAGACUUAUAACGACAACCCGCCGAGGAGUCCCGUGGCAUUGGAGUUACACAGGAUCCUCCAGCGGCACAAGCUGUCCAAACGUUAUUUCAAGCGCUUGAUUGACGCCCGCUUGAACAAGCUGGGCGGCUCGGUAUUCGUGGACCUGGAAUCGCUCGAGAGGUAUUGCGACUACACCACGUCGUCGAUCUAUUAUCUGCUGCUGGAGGCGCAGGGCACGGCGAGCGUCAACGCCGAUCACGCGGUCAGUCACCUCGGCAAGGCGCACGGUCUGGUCACCCUGUUACGUUCCGUGCCGUAUAACGCCCGGAAGCGUGUCAUGGUACUGCCGCAGGAUGUCCUGAUGAAAAACGACGUCUCCUCCGAAUCCAUCUUUCAGGGGCGCGCGAGCGCUGGAUUCAAAGACGCCGUACUCGAAGUCGCGUCCUGCGCCAAGCAGCAUCUGAAAGUGGCAACGUCGCUUAAAAAGACUGUGGGGAAGGAUCUCAAUGUGAUAUUUCUACCGACUGUUUGCGUGGAGAAUUAUUUAGAAGAAUUAAAGAAAGUAGACUUCGAUGUUUUUCAUCCGAUGUUACAGAGAAGAAACGGCUUUCUCCCGUUGCAGUUAUUGUGGAGGAAAAUGUGGUCUUAGGGUGGCUUCAAUCAGAUUCUUCAACGUAAUCAGUGACUGAUUCAACUGGCGAAAUUGUCGCAAGAUCUCUAACUACAUAAUUCGUUGUUCCUAAUUUAGUCUUUUUUUUCCAUUAAGCAACAAAAAAGGUUUAUUACUUUGUCUGCGUUAAGAAUUAUCGACAAAUUCAUUCUUAGGAUAAUUUUAAUCAAUUAACUAGUCAAGCAAAAUACUUGUACAUAUAUUAUUUUAUUAACGUAGAUAUAGUUAUUAAUUAAAAAUUCAUUUUGUUAAUGUAUGAAAAAGUAUUGGAUUGGGAACAACGAAUUAUAUAGUUAGAAAUUUAAUUUUUUAAACAAUUUUUCCGAUCGUAUUAAUCGCCGAUUAAGUUAAAAGUUUGAUUGAAGUCGCCCGUAGUGAUUAAAGUUUGAGAUUCAUUUAAGAUAACGUUUAA